Molecule: messenger RNA, 1185 nt
Organism: Mucor velutinosus
Lineage: Eukaryota; Fungi; Mucoromycota; Mucoromycetes; Mucorales; Mucoraceae
Exons: 1
Coding region: 1-1185 (394 amino acids)
Source: RefSeq, a predicted model, not a curated record
AUGCGCAAGGAUCUCAUCUUCCUGCCCAAAUAUAGGGAUGGUCUUGCCGUUUUCGACUCUUCUCUACUACAACAGCUCAUCAUACAAAAACGCUGGCUCAAUUACCUUGUUGAACCGCAGAAGUAUCCGUCCUUCCUGCUGCCCUUCCUGCUCUCACAUUUGUCCUUGCUCCCCGCGUCUUCAGACUUCCCCUACAUGGCCUUUUUGGAUGCUGAUUGCCGCAAAUCCCCUCUGCUACAUAAGGAUCUCUUCAUCUGGCAUUCCAUCUUUGCCUUGUAUGAUUACUUUGAGCUUAAUGACCUUCAAAAAGUUGGUGUCUUCCCACUCCAGACCAUCAUGCUGCUGCCGCUGCACAAACUCCUCACUGGGCUUAGCGAUGAUCACUGGCUCAGGCGUCACCCCAAGUUUCCCGCCAACAAGUUUUUGUUUUUCGAUACUUAUCAACAAAGGCUGCGUCUUCGUGUCGCGUCUGAAUAUCUCGCCUACCAGCAUCUCUGUGCCUCCCUGUACCAAGAAAUCUUAGUGUUCAAAACAGUUCAUCUGGUUCCUGGUGUAUGGCCUCACAUCCUGCAGCCCCCCUCCCAAUCCAGCUUGGACUGGGCUAGCCUUGAUUUCUUUGGUACUUUGGGCAUCACAGAUAAGUGGAAGCUGUAUCAUCCCGUCACAUAUCGCCAACAGCAACAACAGUUGGUCCCAUCAGAGCAUCGGUUCAGUAAUAUCAUGGUCAAAACAUUGUGGUCCUCUCCUGCCCACCCUACUGCCAGAACGGUUCUCUAUCAGGCACUGUCGCGAUGCAUCCCGCAUAAAACCAACCUGUGCACUAUUGGCUCGGUGGAAAACUCAAUCUGUCCCUUUUGUGCCCAAGGCAUUGAUACAUUGAGGCAUUUUGUCGUUGACUGUCCCGUCAAAUGGCAAUUAUGGCAAUCCAUCCUGUCUCAGUACUUCUCCAACUUUCCUCUGACCUCUGAAAUCAUUUAUGGCACAGUGCGUUAUCUGCAUCUUCCUCGCUUCAUCAAGGAUCGCUCCAAGCAUAUCACCGUCAUUUCUACCAUUUUCUGGCAAAUGUGGAAUCUGUACUGGCUUCACGGUAGCCAAAAUCCAUCACUCCUCUCAUCUGCCUCAAUUGAGCGCUUUCCCUCCAGGACAGUUUGUCGUAUUGACAAACUGCUCCCGACCAACACAUAA